AUGGGCAAAACGAGCAAAGUGAAGAAGACAAAGGCCGGAACAUCCAGCGGAAAUGUACAAUGUAAGUCAAAUCUAGAAUUUUUUUCAUAGCAAUUUUUUUCAGCUCUUCCCUUCAACACAGACAAAGGACAGCAUAUUCUGAAGAAUCCGGGCGUCGUGAACGCUAUCGUCGAAAAAUCGGCGCUGAAAUCGACGGAUACCGUGCUGGAAGUGGGUCCCGGAACCGGAAAUCUGACUGUGAAGAUGUUGGAAGUGGCGAAAACGGUGAUCGCGUGCGAAAUCGAUCCGAGAAUGAUUGCCGAGGUCAAAAAACGUGUGAUGGGAACGUGAGAAAUGAAAAAUUUGGUAGAAAAUCGGAAAAAUGUGUUUUAGGCCACUCCAGAACAAGCUACAAGUGAACGGCGGCGAUGUGAUGAAGUUGGAAUGGCCGUUUUUCGACGUCUGCGUCGCGAAUCUUCCCUAUCAAAUCUCGUCGCCAUUUGUACAGAAAUUGCUGCUCCACAGGCCGUUGCCAAGGUAAUUCAAAGAAAAAAUAGGCAACAAUUCGCAGAAUUGCAGAUACGCAGUGCUGAUGUUCCAGAAAGAGUUUGCGGACCGUCUGGUGGCCCGUCCGGGCGACAAGGACUAUUCGCGGCUCUCGGUAAAUGUGCAACUGCUCGCCAAGGUGGAAAUGUUGAUGAAAGUGAAGAGAACCGAGUUCCGUCCGCCGCCGAAAGUCGAUUCGGCCGUCGUCAGAAUUGCGCCCAAAAAUCCGCCGCCGCCAGUCAAUUUUGUGGUAUUCUUAGGGAUAUCAGGAUUGUUUUCAAUUUCUCCGAAAUUUUCAGGAAUGGGAAGGCCUCCUCCGUCUGUGUUUUAUGCGCAAAAACAAGACGCUCUCGGCGAUUUUCAAACUUUCGAAUGUGGUCGAAAUCAUUGAGACCAACUACCGAAAAGUGUGCAGUUUCAAGAAUAAGGUGAGCGAAAAUUGUAGAAUCUCUGAAAAUCCAGAAACAUCUUAUCCUAAAGGACCAGGGAACCCUCAAUUAUUUUUUUGAAAUUCUCAGCACGGCCUAUUGCCCUUCACUUUUAACUUAAUUGAGCCCUCUAGAAUACCUGGGCAGCAAUCUGGACAUUUCCGACUUUUACCGCGAUUGUAACAGGUUCAGAGGUUUCCUAAUCCUUUAAAAAAAUCUGAAAAAUCCUUAAAAAUCCUCCAACAAUGUGUUAAAUUUGCAGCCAGUGCCAAAGGACCUCAACAUGAAGACGCUCAUCGAAAACACGCUUUCGGCGUCCGGAUACGCGGAUUCGCGCGCCCGCAAGAUGCGCGUCGAGGACUUUUUGGCCCUUCUGCUCGCCUUCAACAAAGCCGACAUCCAUUUCAUGUCCUAAAACGUUGUUUUGUCUGCAUUUCUUGUUAUCAUUGUUAUCUACAUGUUUUCCGCGCCCAAAAAUUGUUAAUUUUUUGGAUACAUCUUUGAAUUUUUCUGAAGAGAGAAGGCUUCAGACCUUUGAUUUCCUUCUCGAACAUUGUUGUUUUGCUAUUCACAAUUGCUUUUUAAACUGUGUUUAUACAGAAAGAAUAAUGAUAAUCAAAAGAUUCUCGGCCUCCUGCCGACUUUUCUCAACAGCUUCCACGUCCGGAAUUGUCGAGGUAAGAUGUGAAAAAUUCCAGAAACAUCUAUCAAUUUUCCAGAAAAGCACGCAACCGCCGACAAAAUGUCUGCAAUUGGCGGUGAUCGGCGCUCCGAACGUCGGAAAAUCGCUGCUGACGAACUCGCUCGUCAGAUGUCCGCUCUCGGCGGUCAGCAGCAAAAUGGACACCACCACAAGGGUAAAAUUUAA
Molecule: messenger RNA, 1821 nt
Organism: Caenorhabditis sp. 36 PRJEB53466
Lineage: Eukaryota; Metazoa; Nematoda; Chromadorea; Rhabditida; Rhabditidae
Source: the annotation of a GenBank genome assembly